Messenger RNA from Coffea eugenioides, 1446 nucleotides. RefSeq names its product glutaminyl-peptide cyclotransferase. The transcript has 11 exons. Gene Ontology annotation, molecular function: glutaminyl-peptide cyclotransferase activity. Lineage: Eukaryota; Viridiplantae; Streptophyta; Magnoliopsida; Gentianales; Rubiaceae. Bases 264 to 1247 code for a protein of 327 amino acids. The record is from RefSeq and is a predicted model, not a curated record.
CCUGUCAAAUGGUCAACUGGUUUUUACACUAGAACUCCGUUAAACCGUAAUUGCACGUUGAGCCGUUAGACCGUCACACUAGACUUCAGUUGGCAAAAUCGAAAUUGGCCGUCGCGAUUGCGGAGGACUCUGCGUUUCCAUUUUUCCUCUCUUCUUUUAACUUCUAUCGAUGCCAUCAUCGCUCGGCAGCAGUCCUACGGUGAUCAUCUCUAAAUCAACAUUUGAAAUCUGGCAAUUCUGUGUCGAAAUAUGAACAGGAGUUGAUGGCGAAUGUAUCGGCGAGGAAGAAGUCUAACAAGAGAUCGAAUUCGAAUUUGAAGCGCCAGCAGCAGUCGUCGGUGGCCUCUCCUUCCAUGUCUUUUCGUCUCAAACACAGGAGAAAGAUCAUUCUGUUGACUACAGUUGCUGUGGCUUGGGGCGUGUUACUAACGGUGAGCCGUACAUCGAUAUCUUCCACCGCCUUUCAAUCAAAACUUCAAUCCAGCCAUCUUCACACUGUCGAAGUGGUCAACGAAUUUCCUCAUGACCCCGGCGCCUUCACUCAGGGCCUUUUGUAUGCAGAAGAUGAUACGUUGUUUGAAUCAACUGGCCUUUACGGAAAUUCAUCUGUGCGGAAAGUGGCUCUUCGGAGUGGAAAGGUUCAAGCUAUUCAGAAAAUGAAGAGAAGUUAUUUUGGAGAAGGUUUGACUCUUCUUGGAGAAAGGUUGCUUCAAGUUACUUGGUUGCGGAAUAUUGGUUUCAUUUAUGACCGGAAUGAUUUAAGCAAAUUUGAGGAGUUUACCCAUCAAAUGCAAGAUGGUUGGGGAUUGGCUACUGAUGGAAAAAUUUUGUUUGGGAGCGAUGGAUCAUCAACCUUGUAUCAGAUGGAUCCUCAAACCAUGAAAGUUAUUAGUAAACACAUUGUGAAGUAUCAAGGACAUGAAGUACGCUAUCUCAAUGAAUUAGAGUACGUAAACGGUGAAGUUUGGGCAAAUGUUUGGCAGACUGACUGUAUUGCUAGAAUCUCGCAUGAUGAUGGUACUAUGCUAGGAUGGGUCCUCCUCCAUAAUUUGAGGGAAGGGUUAAUAGCUGCUGGGUUCACGGGAAUUGAUGUUUUAAAUGGCAUAGCUUGGGAUAAAGACAAAAACCGUCUUUUUGUGACUGGAAAGCUGUGGCCAAAGCUGUAUGAGAUCAAGCUGCAACCCAUUCAAACACCCUUUAAUGGAGACGUUGAGAAGAUCUGCAUACCAAGGGCAAUCCAUUUUUGACCGAGCAUUGGGAACUUAUAUGCCUCUUUGAAGGUAGGCAUCUCUGUGGCGGCUCAACAAAAAAAUUGGCCCUGAUGGGCGUAUUAAAGAAUAUGGGAGGAGUUACAGAUGGGCGUAUUUUGUAGGUGAUACUGCUGUACCAUACUUGGCAGUAAUUUAUUUAUCCAAUUAUUCAGCAAAAGCAUAGAGAAGCGACUAA